Molecule: messenger RNA, 2644 nt
Organism: Ficedula albicollis (Collared flycatcher)
Lineage: Eukaryota; Metazoa; Chordata; Aves; Passeriformes; Muscicapidae
Gene: SIDT2
Product: SID1 transmembrane family member 2
Exons: 24
Coding region: 101-2056 (651 amino acids)
Cellular component (GO): membrane
Source: RefSeq, a predicted model, not a curated record
UGAAAGGUUCAGCUUCAAUGCCACGGCCGCCCAGCCUCAGUACUUCAAGUACGAGUUCCCCGAGGAAGUGGACUCAGUGAUUGUGAAGGUGACCUCAGCCAUGGCCUUCCCCUGCUCCGUCAUCUCCAUCCAGGACAUCCUGUGCCCCGUCUACGACCUGGACAACAACGUGGCCUUCAUCGGGAUGUACCAGACCAUGACGAAGAAAGCGGCUAUCACGGUGCAGAAGAAGGAUUUCCCCAGCCAUAGUUUCUAUGUGGUGGUGGUGGUGAAGACGGAGGAUGAGGCGUGUGGGGGGCCUCUGCCCUACUACCCCCUGUCCAAGGAUGCCUCUCCAGAUGAACCCGUGGAUCAGCACGACCGGCAGAAGACGCUGGAGGUGGUGGUGUCACCCGCCAUAACCUCCGAGGCCUACGUGCGCAGUGUUCUCUUCUGCCUCGGCAUCUUCCUCUCCUUCUACAUCCUGACGCUGCUCAUCGCCUGCUGGGAGAGCUGCCGGCAGCACAAGAGGAAGGGGCUCCUGGCAGCUAUGGAUUCACCCAGCCUGGACACAGCGUCACUCCUGGGUCACUCCCGCAGCAUCCCUGACUCCUUCCUGAACCACGGCCCCUACGACAGCUACGGUUACGGCUCCUUCGGGAACGGCUCCUCCAGCAGCACCGAGGGCAUCACAGACAGCCUGGCCUCAGCAGAAGUCUCCUACAGUUACGUGGGGGAGCGGUCACUGGAGAGCGUGGCCGGCCGGCCGCGCCUGGACUCGCUCAGCUCUGUGGAGGAGGAUGACUACGACACGCUGGCCGACAUCGACUACGACAAGAAUGUCAUCCGCACCAAGCAAUACCUGUGCGUGGCCGACCUGGCGCGCAAGGACAAGCGGGUGCUGCGGAAGAAGUACCAGAUUUAUUUCUGGAACAUUGCCACCAUCGCUGUCUUCUACGCCCUCCCCGUCAUCCAGCUCGUCAUCACCUACCAGACAGUGGUGAAUGUCACUGGCAACCAGGACAUCUGCUACUACAACUUCUUGUGCGCCCACCCUCUGGGGAACCUCAGCGCCUUCAACAACAUCCUCAGCAACCUGGGCUACGUCCUGCUGGGUCUGCUGUUCCUGCUGAUCAUCCUGCAGCGCGAGAUCAACUACAACCGCGCGCUGCUGCGCAACGACACCCACGCCCUGGAGUGUGGCAUCCCCAAGCACUUCGGGCUCUUCUAUGCCAUGGGCACCGCCCUCAUGAUGGAGGGGCUGCUCAGCGCCUGCUACCACGUCUGCCCCAACUACACCAACUUCCAGUUUGACACCUCCUUCAUGUACAUGAUUGCGGGGCUCUGCAUGCUCAAGCUCUACCAGAAGCGUCAUCCCGACAUCAACGCCAGCGCCUACAGCGCCUACGCCUGCCUGGCCCUCGUCAUCUUCUUCUCCGUGGUGGGCGUGGUCUUUGGCAAGGGGAACACGGCCUUCUGGAUCGUCUUCUCCGUCAUCCACAUCGUGGCCACGCUGCUGCUGAGCACCCAGCUGUACUACAUGGGGCGCUGGAAGCUGGACUCGGGCAUCCUGCGCAGGAUCCUGCACGUGCUGUACACGGACUGCGUCCGGCAGUGCAGCGGGCCCAUGUACGUGGACCGAAUGGUGCUCCUGGUCAUGGGGAACAUCAUCAACUGGUCACUCGCUGCCUACGGCCUCAUUGUCCGCCCCAAUGACUUCGCUUCCUACCUGCUGGCCAUCGGCAUCUGCAACCUCCUCCUCUACUUCGCCUUCUACAUUAUCAUGAAGCUCCGCAGUGGCGAGCGCAUCAAGCUCAUCCCCCUGCUCUGCAUCAUCAGCACCUCCGUGGUCUGGGGCUUCGCCCUCUUCUUCUUCUUCCAGGGCCUCAGCACCUGGCAGAAAACGCCAGCCGAGUCCCGGGAGCACAACCGUGACUGCAUCCUGCUCGACUUCUUUGACGACCACGACAUCUGGCAUUUCCUCUCCUCCAUCGCCAUGUUCGGCUCCUUCCUGGUGCUGCUGACGCUGGACGAUGACCUGGACUGUGUCCAGCGGGACAAGAUCUACGUCUUCUAGGAGCCUGCAGCCACCCGCUGCCCUGGGACUGUGCCAAACGCCCGGCUGCAGCCCCGGGAGGGGGCCCCACCCCUGGGGAGGGAUGUCUGUGCUGCAGGUCCUGCCAGCCACUCUGUCCCCCUCCCCACGCAGCCCGGGGGCCCUGGUUUGCCUCCUCCCCGUCAGCCGGGUCCUUCCAGGCACUUUGUGCCCAUCUCUGGGCCUGUCACAGCCAAAAAUGGGGCUGGGGGCCACCGGAGCAUCCGUCCUUGGUGGCAAGUGACACUGGGAAAGGUGCUGCUGCUGCUGCUGCUCCGUGCCCGUGUGCCCGUGGGCACAGGGGGGAUUGGGGCGUGCGCCGUGCCAGAGCCCCGUGGCCCCCCGAGCACGUGGGUGUGGGUCUUUCUUCAGUGCCUGAGUCGAGUGGGUGGGAGUUGGGGGUGCGUGGGGCCAGCACGGUGGUGGCAGUGGCCGGAGAGGCCCCGCUCGUGUCCCCUCCCAGGCGGGGGUGGCCGCAGUGGGCCCCUGGCACCGCUCCCCGUGGAGGUGCCACGCUCCCCGUGCGUGGAUCUGCUGGGAAGGGACUCGCAUUAAAGUGUCUGCACUUUG